ACCUGUUCGGGCCAGACAUCACUCGCAUCUCACUUGGUCUCUCGCUCACACACUCACCCUCACGCACUCCUGAACUCCACACGCUCACUCUCUCUCUCCCGUACAGAACAGUGGGACCGGACACCAAAAGGAAACAUGAGUUACUCCAGCGAUAUUUACAGCAGCAGCUCCUAUCGGAAGAUCUUCGGAGAUGCCCCCCGGUCCGGCCGCGUGGGUCUGGGCAGCAGCAGCAGCCCGUCCCGCCCGCACUCUGCGGGAUACCGCAGCAGCCACCGCACCAACUAUGGUUCCUCCCCCGGGAUGUCCUCCACCAACUACCGCAGGACAGCGGCUUCUGGCCGUGUCUUCUCCUCCAUGCCGGACUCUGCGAUGGACCUAACCCAGUCCACCGCGGUCACCAACGAGCUCAAGAUCAUCCGCACCAACGAGAAGGAGCAGCUGCAGGGCCUCAACGACCGCUUCGUGUCCUUCAUUGAGAAAGUGCACAACCUGGAGCAGCAGAACAAAGUCCUGGAGGCAGAGGUCACGAUGCUGCGUCAGCGCCACAAUGAGCCCUCGCGCCUGCACGAGCUGUACGAGCAGGAGAUCCGCGAGCUGCGGGCGCGCGUGGAGGAGCUGACGCACGAGAGGAGCCAGAUGCACCUGGACUGCGUGCAGAUGAACGACACGCUGGAGCACGUGAGGGAGAAGUUGGAGGAGGAGACCAAGCUGCGCGAAGAGGCGGAGAACACCCUGAAGGGCUACCGGAAGGACGUGGACGACGCCACCAUGUCGCGCCUGGAGUUGGAGAAGAAAGUGGAGUCGCUGCUGGACGAGAUCGCCUUCCUCAGGAAAGUUCACGAGGAGGAGCUGCUGGAGCUGCAAGCGUCUCUGCAGUCCACUCAGGUGUCAGUGGAGAUGGACAUGAGCAAACCGGACCUGACUGCCGCCCUGAAGGACAUCCGGGUUCAGUAUGAGAACCUGUCAGCCAGGAACCAGGCCCAGGCAGAAGACUGGUACCGCUCCAAGUUUGUUAGCGUGACCGAGGCCGCCGCCCGCAACCAGGACGCCGUCAAGCACUCAAAGGAGGAGCUGAGCGAGUACCGCAGGCAGGUGCAGGCCCGCACCCUGGAGAUCGAGGCCCUCAGGAGCCAUAAUGAGGCCCUGGAGAGGCAGGUUGCCGAGAUGGAGGAUCGACACAACAAUGAAAUGGGAGAUAUGCAGAAUACCAUUCAGGAGCUGGAGAAUGCUCUGCGCAGCACCAAAGGAGAAAUGUCCCGUCACCUGCGUGAAUACCAGGACCUGCUGAACGUCAAGAUGGCGCUGGACAUUGAGAUCGCUGCCUACAGGAAGCUGCUGGAAGGCGAGGAGUGCCGCCUCAGCUCUGUGGGCGGGGCCAUGGUCCAGUCGGGCUACCCGGGCUUCUCCUACAUGUCAGCCCGCACCUACUCCCUCGGAGCCUACAGGAAGUCUGAGGCCAAGCCUGAGGAGGAGGAGGAGGAGGAAGAGGAGGCCGAAGAAGAGGUGGAGGAAGAGGAGGAGGAGGAGGGAGAGGAGAACAAAGAUGAGGGAGAUGAGGGAGAUGACCAGGAGGAGGGUGAGGGAGAGGAGGAGGAAGAGGAGGAGGAGGAGAAGCAGAAGGAGAAGGAGAAGAAGAAGGAGGGCCCCACCGGCAAGACCAGCAAGAGCUAAACUGCUAGUGUCAACAUUAUCUUCAUCACAAUAACACAUUCCUCAUCCUCAUUCCAAUCACUUAUAUGGAUCUGGUCUCUGUUCACAUCAUCUCUGUCAAACACAGUUCUGCACACCGUCGGUGUUUUUCUGUCUCUUUAAUUCAGAAGUGAUUCAGCUUUAUUGGGCGGGGCUUUAGAAGGAAAUAGAUGUAUUACAAUGACAGAAGAGUUGGAGUCAUAAACACGCUCUGCAGAGGUCGUCAUUAUUUUUACGUCACAUUAUAACAGAGGGAUGUGAGGGAAAGUUAGCAUGAUGCCACUCAUUUUCUUAAGUUUCAACCAGGAUGAUUUUUCCUCACGUGAAGCAACAAUAAAUGUGCCAUUAAUGAUCAAUAUUUACAGUAAGAGCAAUCAAAACCUUGAAAGUAACAACUUUUGUCAGCACACAGACUUUAAGAAAAAACGCACAGAGUAACAGCCAGUCCAACUUUUACGGUGCUAUUUGAUUUUUACAUAUAAAAGUUGGAGAGUACGUUAAAAGAGAUUUUAUCAUAGACCGAAGCUCCACCAGCUCAUUCCUGAAUGCUUGUUACACGUUUAGAGGACAGACUGCUUCUAUUGGAGCUGUGAGUCAAACCCCACAUUUCCCACUACAUCGCUCUGUAGUUCUGCAUCUCGUCCCACCAUGACAAAUGGAAAUGUACCACUUACCAUUCAAGCCCCUUUCUCAUUCUCUUUAAUUCACUGCAGUGUCACAGCAAGUGUGUUGGGAGGGUGGGUGGUGUUGCCAGUUGCUGGAAAGGAGGAGUGCUGAAGGUUCUCCAUGAGGGAGUGCAUCUUUGGGAAUGAAAAUGUAGAGUUUAAAUUGCCGCUAUAUAUAUACAGUAUAUUUAUUUUUUGGAUUCUUUGAUUGAUUCAUUUGUCAAUGAAUUUAACGGCUAUCACACCUGUCAGAGUUUAACAUUGAUCUGCAAGGUUAUUCUUCUUCCCUACAUUUUUUUUUGUUAGAGAAAACCAACCCUUUUUUAUUUCUCCUCAUACAAAUGUAUGCUUUUGUUUUAAUUUAGCUGGUUAAAGGAUUCGAGGUGAAGGUAAGCGUGGCUGUCAGUGUCAGGCAGCUGAUGAUGACACUGACGGCCCUCAGCUCAGACUAAGUGGCAGGUGGGGCAGAAGCCGCAGGAGUCGUGGCUGAAUGGUACAGAGUCGCAUAUAAGGGCUACUUUCACCAUAACCCCUUCUAUCACUCUGAACGGUUUAAUUUCACCAGUGUUCAUCAGUCCAUCCUCUUGGAAUUUUCUGUUUGACAAAUGAAUCAACCAAUGGGCAUGAAUGCAUGGCCUGACUCUUCAAGCUUGAGUAUCUGCUGGAUGGGAUAGAUUUUUUGCUUGUUGUGUGUUCAAUUAAAAAACUUGCCUUAAUCAUGACUGAAAGUUAAAAUAUAAAGAUAUGUUCCCCUCCAUCUCACCUGUUUCUUGAGAGGCUGAGGAGUGCUGACAAUUUCCAGACCUCUGCUAUACAACUGUGACUGUAUACGUGCUGCUAUCUCAUGCAGUGAUAUUCCUCUCAAAGCCAAAUAAAGACAUUUAUUAACCAAA
Molecule: messenger RNA, 3247 nt
Organism: Anarrhichthys ocellatus (wolf-eel)
Lineage: Eukaryota; Metazoa; Chordata; Actinopteri; Perciformes; Anarhichadidae
Gene: neff1
Product: neuronal intermediate filament family member 1
Exons: 4
Coding region: 136-1671 (511 amino acids)
Biological process (GO): intermediate filament organization
Cellular component (GO): cytoplasm; intermediate filament
Molecular function (GO): structural constituent of cytoskeleton
Source: RefSeq, a predicted model, not a curated record